UGCAUAUUUGCUGCCAUAACAACAUAUCACGUGACUAUAUCUCAGCCAAUUAGAUCACGAAUAAAAUGCUUCAAUAUGGCAUCCACUUUUUUAUAAGGGGAAUAUACAUAUGAUCAUGGAGACCUCCAUGCAUACGAUACGAGAUUGACGUACACAUAACAUUAGUACGUUGAAAAAAUGAUGCGAUGUUGCCAUAUCGUUACUGGGAAAAUGGCAGGUCGUAAAACUUCAGAUGCUGUUGCAAUUCUUCGUGGAAUGAAAAUUAUUGUUGAUGCAGUAUUGCGAGAACAAGAGAAAAAGUUUCCUCAGAUGGUGAAACAAUCUAAAAUUCAAAAUAUCACUGAUGAAGGGUUUAAAGGUUUGGAAAAAUUAGUAGGGGAAUUAGAUGCAAGUAAGGUUCCUGAAAAUAUGAAGAAAGACUUGAAGGAAUUCGCAGAAAAAUUAUACGUUAUUGAAAAGGGUCUUUCUCAAUAUACAAAAAUAAGACUUGAAGAAGUUUUAGGAUCAAAAAGUUUAUCCAAUCUGCUCAAAGCAGAUCUGAAUGAAUUAAGUAAAAAAUUAUAUGUCUACAAUCCAGCAAAAGACCCCAAAGAAGUGCCUCCAGACACAUAUGAACCUCAUAGUGAAAAUUUUAAAAGCUCUGAGAAAAGUAGUCAAACUGCACAAUAUACAGCAACAAACGAUAAAAGCAAACAGUCUCCUAUCAAGUAUGCAAGUGUGAAACAAAAAAUUGAGACUAUUGGCACAGGUAGCUUAGAAAUACCACCUAUAGAAUUAUCAGAAAAAGAUAAACAAUUAUUGAAAAAAUUGGAGGAAGAGCAUGAGAAAAAAAUCAAAAAGAAAGGAUCAGAGAAUCAAAAGCCAGAUCAACGAAUCUCCAUACAAUCUGCAAGAAUUAAUCAAACCAAAGAAAAAGUCAAAGCAAAACAAAUACCACGUCCAGAUGCAAAUGUUAAACCAAAGGAUACAUUAUCACACAGUGCCAAAGCAAGAAAGGUACCGUCAACCAGGAUAGGCAGAAUGAUCAGCUUUGGUACCCUUGGAGUAGGGCUUGGAGUUGGUACAAUAGCAGAGUAUACACGUAGAACUUUAGGACUAAAAGAACAAAGUGUUGGUCAAACUCUUGACAGUAUGUUUCUCACGAAAGCGAAUGCUGAACGAAUUGUUUCGACACUCUGCAAAGUGAGAGGAGCAGCUUUGAAAAUUGGCCAAAUUCUCAGUAUUCAAGAUAACACAAUUAUCAGUCCUGAAUUGCAGAAAGCUUUCGAGAGAGUCAGGCAAAGCGCAGAUUUCAUGCCGACUUGGCAAGUACAUAAAGUUCUUGAUAAUGAACUGGGACAUGGUUGGCAAGGUAAACUAGCGACGUUUGAUGAAAAACCGUUUGCAGCUGCUUCUAUUGGACAAGUUCAUCACGCGACUUUAUUAGAUGGGAGACCUGUUGCAAUGAAAAUUCAGUAUCCAGGUGUAGCAGCUGGUAUACAGAGCGACAUUGAAAAUCUAGUUGGAGUUAUGAAAGUAUGGAAUAUGUUUCCUGAAGGAAUGUUUAUCGACAAUGUAGUUGAAGUAGCUAAAAAGGAGCUAGCAUGGGAAGUGGAUUAUAUCAGGGAAGCUGAAUGUACUAAAUUAUAUAGAAAACUUGUUGAGCCUUAUCCUGAAUAUUAUGUACCUGAAGUUAUCGAUAAUCUAUGCACAGCUCAAGUAUUUACGACAGAACUUAUCGAAGGGAUACCGGUAGACAAGUGUGCUGAUGCAGAUCGAGAAACGAGAGAUCACAUCUGUAAGCUCAUCAUGCGUUUAUGUUUGAAAGAAUUAUUUGAAUUCCGUUAUAUGCAGACCGAUCCCAAUUGGUCUAACUUUUUCUAUAAUACUAAAACUAAACAGAUGAUCCUUCUAGAUUUUGGAGCAUGCAGAAGCUACACUAAGGAAUUCAUGAAUAAAUAUAUCGAAGUCAUCAAUGGUGCUAGUGAAGGAGAUAGGCAUAAAGUAUUAACGAUAUCCAGAGAAAUGGGAUUUCUAACUGGUUAUGAAUCUAAGAUAAUGGAAGAAGCGCACGUUGAUGCAGUGAUGAUUUUAGGACAAGUUUUUGAUAGAGAUCACGAAUACUUUGAUUUUGGCGGCCAAGAUGUCACUAGAAGAAUUCAAGCUUUAGUACCGACGAUCGUACAUCACCGCCUUUGCCCUCCACCUGAAGAAAUUUACAGCCUUCAUAGAAAACUAUCCGGAGUAUUUUUAUUGUGUGCAAAACUGAAUGUUAAAAUUAAUUGUCGAGAUAUGUUCCGCGAAGUUUAUAAUAAUUAUAAAUUCGAUUGAAUAAUUUUUUAUACAUACAAAUGAUCGUUAUAACAUAUUAGUACUUUUAAUUACGAAUGAUGAUAUUAAUUUAGAUUGGCGAAAUACAUCUGCUGUUUAUAAUAAUAUCCGUUCAGUGUUUCUAUCAUCCAUUAUUAUAGUGAUUUUUUUUUCUAAUAAAAGUAAAUUGUGCAUAACUAGGGUAGUAAAAUGAAUGACAUUUAGAAAAUUAAUAUUAAAUUAUUCCGAGUAGUCUAAAUCUAUUUCUACGUGAUAAAGUUUGAUUGCUCAUAAUACGUCCAAUGGUAUUGUAAUAAUAAAUUAAAUAUUUUGCGUACAUCACAUAAAAAAAAUAGAACACAUAAUGUAAAAAAUUGAUAGAUGAUACAUUUACAUCAGUAAAUCUAUAAUUCAUCAUAAUAGAUCAAUUAAAAUGUCAUUAGUACGUCUAAGUUUGACAACGAUUAAAAUUCAUUUCAAUCUUAUAUGAAACUGUAUACUAUCGUCUACAUUCUUUCAAAUUCAAAAAUCGCUAACAAAUUAAAAAAACCAUGAUAAAAGAUAAAGUAAAAAUAAUUCUUACUGCACUUCUAAAAAUUAUUGCGAUUAAACCAUCAAAAGCAAACCCGACACUAAGUUCGUGUCAAAUAUUAUUUAUAACACGAAAGAUAAUCAGAAAACUUACUGAAAAAUGAAUAAGCGUGUAAGAAUCGUGAUUGCUUACUAAUUUCUUCUAUACGCGGGAAAUAAUUUCUUUUCUUAUGUGGUUGUCGAUAUAAACGCAAGUCUUCAACAGUCAUUGGUAAUAUUCCAAAUUUGUCAACUCCUGGCCCACUUCUCAUUGUUUUUCGAAAAUACGUUCGGUCUUCAGGAAUGUAUUUUUUAUACAUUUGCCAACGCCAGUACCUACGUUACAAUUUUCAACUAAAAAACCGUGCAUAAUAUGUGUUUACUGUUAUAUACUUUUCUUGGGGAGCAAGUAUCACUUCCUCAUUUGAUUUUGGUAAAUUUUUUAUGAAUUCUCUCCAACCAUUAUACAACUUUGGAUUUUUUAGAGAAUAGCACCGUCUUUUUUCGUUUUCAAGCUUAUUCAAAUCGUACAAAGCAAAAAUUUCGCAUCUAUUAGCUUCUGGUUUUGGAAAAUAUUCUUCUAAUAGUUCUUGCAUCAAUUCACUGUCUUCUGAAUUAUACAAAGAAAUUUGUAAUUUGAUUGUAAAUUUCGGAAUUAAUAUUUAUUUUUAGAUACCUCUUUUAAUAUGAUUAUUCUUUAAAGCUUUGUCUUUGGCAUUAUUAGACAUUUUUU
This is a messenger RNA of Phymastichus coffea, 3592 nucleotides long. It is a transcript of the gene Coq8, whose product is annotated as atypical kinase COQ8B, mitochondrial. Bases 178 to 2310 code for a protein of 710 amino acids. The transcript is spliced from 11 exons. The record is from RefSeq and is a predicted model, not a curated record. Gene Ontology annotation, molecular function: kinase activity. Gene Ontology annotation, biological process: ubiquinone biosynthetic process. Gene Ontology annotation, cellular component: extrinsic component of mitochondrial inner membrane. Lineage: Eukaryota; Metazoa; Arthropoda; Insecta; Hymenoptera; Eulophidae.